Messenger RNA from Ectocarpus siliculosus, 2528 nucleotides. The record is from the annotation of a GenBank genome assembly. NCBI's taxonomy places the organism in Eukaryota, Phaeophyceae, Ectocarpales, Ectocarpaceae.
CAGCGAACAACAACACCGACAGCACCCCGUGCCGGUACCUCCAACACCAUUUCCCUCUCGUCUUCACGAUAACAACAAUGACACACAUCCCUUUCAAGCACUCCAUGGUCAAGGGCGGUUCGAUGGCAGCAUCCUCUGCCUGCCCCGCCUCUCCCACCCGCCGGGGCUCUUGCACUCUAUCUUACAGCAACUCCAGCUCCGCCGGCUCGACCGAGAGCUUCCCCAGCGACACCUCUUGCGGAGACAGCGAGAGCGUGAUCGACAGCAGCCCCGACGACCUGGACUACAUCCCUACGGAUGGUGGCCUUGCGACCGAGGUGCCACCCCACACCGGAAAGAAGACGGUGCUGGUCACCGGCGCCGCCGGGUUCAUCGGGAGCUGGGUGGCGGACACCCUGCUUGCCCGCGGCGACGACGUGGUGAUCGUGGACGAGGUCAACAGCUACUAUGACGUCCGCACCAAGCGCUCGAACGUCGCCAUGCUCCUCGAGAAGUACGGCCCCAACAGGGUCAAGUUCUUCGAGGGGGACCUGUGCGACGCUCCCUUCAUCACGCGCAUCUUCGAGACGGAGGGCGUGGAGUGGGUGGUGCACAUGGCCGCCCGCGCGGGCGUGCGCCCCUCGAUCGAGGACCCGUUCGUGUACGUGCACUCCAACGUGGAGGCCACGACGCGGCUCCUGGAGCUGUCCCGCCUCCACGGCGUGAAGUCGUUCGUGUUCGCGAGCAGCUCCAGCGUGUACGGCGGCAGCCAGAAGGAGGUGUUCAGCGAGAAGGACGUUGUGGACUUCCCCGUGUCCCCCUACGCCGCUACCAAGAAGAGCUGCGAGCUCAUGGCCCACACGUACAGCCACCUGUACGGCCUGAACAUCGCCGGCCUCCGCUUCUUCACGGUCUACGGGCCCCGCGGACGCCCCGACAUGGCCCCCUACAAGUUCAUCGACCUGGUGGCUAGGGGCCAGGAGAUCAUGCAGUUCGGCGACGGCUCCACCUCGCGCGACUACACGUACAUCUCGGACAUCGUGGACGGCGUGGUCCGCUCGCUGGACCGCCCGGCCGGCUACCAGAUCUACAACCUCGGGAACGGGAGCCCCGUGAGCCUGUCCUCCUUCAUCAAGCUGGUCGAGAAGUCGGUCGGCACGCCCGCCAAGAUCCGCGUGUGCCCCGAGCAGCCCGGGGACGUUCCCCGCACCUGCGCCGACAUCUCGAAGGCCCGCGCCAUGUUGGGGUACAACCCGAGCGUGGCCUUCGCCGACGGCAUCGACAAGACUGUCGGCUGGUACCAGAACCGCGCGGCCAUGAACGCCGCCGCCGCCGCGGUCGCAGACAACGCCGAUGACGUCAUCGCCGAGGAGGAGCCCCUGACGGUCGAGCUCCUGUCCCUGUGCACCACGCAGGCGGCGGCGGGCCGCGCGCGCUCGAUGUCGUGCGCCUCGGCCAGCGCCCUGGAUAUGGAUUUUUGCGACAGCAUCCUGCCCAAGGCGAUGAUGUCGCAGCAGCAGCAGCAGCAGCAGCAGCAGCAGCUCUCGGCCACCGCCGCUGACGGCGGCGUUAACCUCGAGCGCGCCUCCCGCACCAUGUCGUACGCUUACUAAGAGAAGCAGAGCGCACGCAGGCCGCGUGGCCGCAUGACGCAGUACGAUUUCGGAGCAGUGUUGCAGCCAGGAUGGAACAAGAGCAGUUUGGGUGCGCGUAAAUAAUCCCGACACGUGCACAUCGGAAGGCUUUAAUUUUGUUGUGUGGAAGUCUGAAAGUUGUGACGUGCACGUGUCUAGCGCUGCAACAAGGACAUGAAACGUUUCACCCAUUGAUUGAUGAUUGAGGUUGCGAUUCGCGUCUCGACCCCGGUCGGGCUAGGUUUUGUGUCGUCCAUUUGCGAACGGGUGAGAGGAAAAACAGUACAUUUUUCCCACGUACUGUUAGUUUUGCAAUAUGCUCCCACCAAACGAACAGGUGUGUAUGCAUGUAGAAGCUUUCAUGAUCGAAGCUAGUUGUGGUAGGAAAUGUCCAUUUUUUCCUGAAGAGAGAUAAAAGUGUCGAGGAAUGUGAUAUGUGCAGGGUGUUUUUUGGAGUUUUGGUAGCAAUCGGAAGAGCCUCGUGUCCAUCUAGCCUUUUGUGUAUAGCGCAUGAGAAAAGGACAAAAGAAAGGUGUGGGAUUAUCGAUUAUCGAUCCAUACACAGCCGUAUGUACAGACCGCACCUGCUGCCGCUAUGGCCGAGAUAUUUGUUGCUUUUGUCGUUUUUGUGUACAUGUACAGGAGUCGGACGGACAGGAGAUCAUCGUUCCCUCCUGAGAAAAUGGGGGGGGAGGGGGGGGCAGAACCGUAAACGCCUUCUCCUCGUGUCGUGUGUUGGUAUUGGAGUUGAGUUGUGGUUAGCGGAUCAGAGACGAACAGCCUUCACGACACUCUUUGUCUGGUCGAAGUGAUAAGCUUUUUUGGGUUCUAGACGAAGGUAGGAAAGUUACAUGUCCCAUGCCACCUUAUUGCGGAAUGUGAUACGCGUGGAAAAUAUAAGCUUAUUUUUGUUUU